Molecule: messenger RNA, 3431 nt
Organism: Pangasianodon hypophthalmus (striped catfish)
Lineage: Eukaryota; Metazoa; Chordata; Actinopteri; Siluriformes; Pangasiidae
Gene: tmem229b
Product: transmembrane protein 229B
Exons: 2
Coding region: 1616-2179 (187 amino acids)
Source: RefSeq, a predicted model, not a curated record
AGUGCUGCACAAUGACAAUCAUUUAGAAGACAUUUCAUCUGAUCAUUUAUAAGAAAUGGGUCAAAAGAAAAGAAAAUUAAAUCAUCACUUAAAUCAUCACCCACCUACACUGCCAGGUUACAGUGAAAACUAUAUGGGUGUACACAGUCAACACUAAUCUCUUAAAACCAUUACAAAUAAAUGCCACUGCAUGAGGCAGAUGGUGUCCAGCAUCAUACUACAGUUUUAGCAAAAGGUCAAAUCUACAUGCUAGUGGUCUUCAGUUUGUCCCUCAUAGGGAACCGUAUAGGCUUUUCGUAGAACCUUCAGCAGAAGGUUUUGCUUGCAUGCCUUUUUUCUACAAGUGUAGUGUUACACUGUUGUUUAAGUUGUCCGCCACCACACACACUUAGAAAAAUGGUUCCAUUUAGCAUCCUGAAGGGUUCUUCAGUUUGCACACUUAAAGGUUCAAUGUGGAACCCUACAACAAGGUUUAAGGAAGAACCAAUUAGAAAGCAUUCUUCUUAAAAUGUUAUUGAUGCAACAAAUGUUCUACAAAGAGCUUUAGUGAUUGACUUCUGGACAGUUAUAUGGUGGACAAGUGGAGUAUAGUAGUGUAGUGGAGUAUAGUAUUAUAUAUAAAGUAUUGGUGGUGGUACAGAGAACUGAAAAAAUUUCACAUAGUCAGUGUGGGUUUCCUCUGGGUUCUCCGAUUUCCUCCCACCUCGCAAAAACAUUCCUGUAGGUGGAUUGCUGACCUUAAGUUGCCUCUCGGUGUGAAUGAGUGUAUAUAUAUAUAUAUAUGUGUAUGGCAUCCUGCAGUGGACUGGUGUCCCAUUCAGGGUGCAUUCCCACCUCACAUGCAGUGUUCCUGGGAUAAGCUCUGGAUCCAACACAACCUGGAUGAAGUGAUUACUGAAGAUGAAAGUAUGAAUGAUUUUUGUGAUAGACAGUUACCAAAAAAAAAAAGUAAAGAAUCAUGGACUGAAAGGUUCUUUUAUGGUACUGCAUAAGAAAACUUUUCUGGAACUAAGAUUUUGAAGAACUUUGAGAUGGCUCUUCAAGUAGAAAUGGUUUUAUCCAGAACUACUGACCAUCCAAAGGAACAUUUUUUUUUCUCUGAGUGUCCAGGACUAGGCUACAUUUUGUGAUUAAAAAAAAAAAAAAUUAGGGCUGAUGAAUCCUUAUUUUAAUUUACGGGUCAUCUGAAUGCCUUUCUAGCCCAACUGGGGAAGAAUGACCUUUAACCUUGAGUGUGUGUGCUGUAGAGUGCAGUGCAGUGUUGAGGAGAGGAGAGGAGAGGAGAGCGCCAGCAGUGAAACAGUUAACUCUGAGCACAGCUCGGUAGUGUCGGACGCCGGAGCGCGGCUCUGAGCAUGUGCUGUUCCUGCUGCAGUGAAGGAAAAUGUGUCAGUUAUCAUUGGAGAGGAGUAUAAGGGAGGAGAGAGGGAGAGGGAGGUUAGCCGGGGCAAACACACGACGAGAAGGACCCGAUACGACGAUGUUCCUGUUUGGUCUCUUGUCCUCUGCAUGAUUACAAUGAACUGGCAGAGGGUCGAUCCCGCACGCGCUGCAGCCCGACAAUAAAGCACGCAAAAACCCCAGAGUUCUGAACGGACCAAGCGGCCCAGUCACCAUGGCAACAGCAAUGACUCCCGAGCCCCUGACGCCGCUGUCACGGUGGUAUCUGUAUGCCAUCCAUGGCUACUUCUGUGAAGUCAUGUUCACAGCGGCAUGGGAGUUCGUGGUCAAUUGCAACUGGAAGUUCCCUGGUGUGACGAGUGUGUGGGCGCUCUUUAUCUAUGGAACCUGCAUCCUGAUUGUUGAGCGCAUGUACCUGCGCCUGCGUGAUCGCUGCAAUGUCUUGCUGCGCUGCCUCAUAUACACCCUGUGGACGUACAUGUGGGAGUUUGGCACAGGGCUGCUCCUGCGUCAGUUUGAUGCCUGCCCUUGGGACUACUCACAGUUCAAGUACAACUUUAUGGGCCUGAUCACGGCUGAAUAUGCCGUGCCCUGGUUCUGUGCAUCAUUCAUUGUGGAGCGUCUAGUCAUUCGCAACACACUGCGGCUGCGCUUUGAUGAGUGGGCAGAGCCUGGCCAGGUUGGAGGAAGUGGUGGAGGAGAAAGAGGAGGAGGAAGGAGAGGAAGAGGAACCAGAGGAGUGGCCACCAAUGCCAAUGGCUAUGUGAAAGUGGACUGAGUGAGAGUUGUCAUUUCCCUCUCCGUCUUUAAAUAUGUAUUUGCCCAGUCUUUUCUUUUCUCCUGAAGAUGUUUCCAGCUUUCUCCUAGCCCACUAUCUGGGAGAGAGAGAUGUUAAGAUUCAGUUGGUGUGGAUCAGUGAAAAAAAACUCCUAAAAAAACCCAAGAAAACCACAGCUGGAAUAAGGCGUGUGGUUUUAGUGCGCCACAGAGGAGAACUGCAGUCUGUCCACUAGUGUCCAAAUUCUGAUAUGCUUCAUUCAGGCAUCCCCUAGCAGCCCAUUAGCCCAGGGAAGAUACAGAGGAUUUUAUUGUGUAGCUUGUAUUGUUUACCCGUCUCUGUAUGUACCUCCCAGACCAGUCCAUCCACUUCAAAAACAGUGGGAGGGAUAAAGAGCAGGAAAAGAACAUAAGAACUUCUGUUUCAUUAAGGAUAUUCCAUCCUGAAAUACAGAAAAAUGGACCAGAAAAUAAAAAAUGCUAUAAAAAAAUCAAUAUUUUUUAGCAUAUUAAAGUUAAGUGUGUAGUAGCAAAAGCAAAUAACUGUUAGGAUAAAGAAUUUUAAUUGUUGAAGUUUGUGUUAUUUAUUAAUAUUUAUCUAAGGGUAGUUAAGUAACUUAUUACAGGCUUAUAAUAUGUUGUAUACUGUGCCCUAAAGUAAUGCAUUGAACUUGAAUCUAGUGUUUUUAUACGGUACAAAAAAGAAUGCUUGAAAAUGCAUGAGAAUAGUGUCUUCCAGUUUUUUUAACAAGAGGCAAAUCUGAAAUGUAUUCCGUAAAAAGAACUGUGUUUAUUUUUAACCAUAUGGAUUAAGACACAAGGGCGUACUGUAUUGUAUUCACUUAUACUGCUGACAGUUAGGAUUUAAAUAUGAGAUGUCUUAAAAUAUUGUGUGAAUAUACUGAAAAGAGUGUUGAGAGAAGUGGGAAAAAAACAUGAACUGCUGCUAUGUUCUCUCGUUGUCCAGAAUAUCUCUGUAUUAAUUAAAAGUGACCAGGCCUUGUGCACUACAGCCCCUUAAAAUAAAAAAGGUUUUCUAGGUUCUAGAAUGAAAAGUCCAAACUUGAUCAUAACAAACAAACAAACAAACUGCCUUAAACUCAUUUUUGUACAUUGAUUAACAAGUUAGUGCAUGUUAAAUUAUUAUAUAAUAACAUUUUUAUUGUAUUGAAAUAGAUGAUGAUCUUGUAUCAAAAUCCAGAAUAUCCCAUCUGUUCAAUAAAUACAAAUAAUACAUUUUACUGAAAGCACCA